CUUUAAACAUGCAAUCACCUGAGAUGGCAACCUGAGGAAUUUUUAAGUAGUCUAAGAGGGUAACAAAUACUUUGAUAGAAAAGAUCGUUUUCUUAUAGCUAAGAGCCUGCGAAGGAGGGGUGGCCACAGGGUGGGGAAGCCCCAUGGGGAGCAGGCAGCCAGCCAGGUCAGGUUGGGUAGUCCACAUUUCCACAUGGGAGAUUUGGGCAAGGCCCUGUCCUACUCAGAGCCUCGUCCCACACCUGUCAAUUUCCUUCCUGUCUCCCUCCCAGGGAACAGAUGGGAAUCCCUUUGGAGUGCUCUAGAAUGACAAGGGGUCCCUGUUCUCUCAUUCCCUGUUCUCAGGGCCCUUUAAGAACAGUUCUCAGGAAUUGCAGAUGAAACCAGUCAGAGAUGUGAGCAGGACUCUAGGCAGAGUUUUGGGGAGGUGUGACCAUUGGUUAACCCAGUCUGAUCCGCAGAGAACGAGACUGGUAGUGUUGCAGGAGGGCUCAGACAGAGACUGAGAGAGCACCAAAACUUUUGGGAAGCAAGUUUAUUAAGCAGGCCAGCGGUGACUCAGUGGACUCGAGUCCAAAGGCUGAGCCCCGAGAACAAAGGGGGCUUUCCUUAUAUGCCAUUUAGAACAGGUUCCAGAAAUGGUGUGUGUGUGAGGUACAGCAUUCCAGAAAUGGUGUGUGUGUGGGGUACAGCUUGUCCAUACAUGAUCACAUGUUAUUUCAUUGGCUGUUUCAACCUCUGGGGCAAGGUGACUCUCCUCUGGUCUCCAGGUAACAUUCCCCAACUCUGGUUUUCCAGCACUCACUAAUCUGUCUUACUCCUCUCUGCCUUCCUGCCAUAGCACCAGACGAUCGCACCCCUUUUUCUCUGAUCUCAAGGUCAGUCAGUACUGGGGAAUUCGGGUGAAUUGGAAGUGCAUACGCCCUCUAGGGGCCCCACUUCCACAGGGAGCCAGAGGGGUCAGAGAGGUGCUGGAGAACUUACUGGGCAUUUCCUGGCCCAUUUCAGGGGCUAAGUGGUCCACUGGGACACCACCCUGGCCCCUCCAAUCUGUCACUGCUGGUUGUCCUCCUUCUCAUAGGAGCAGAAAAUAUUCCCCACCCCCCACUUCCCUUGGCGUUGUUUGCUCUGUUUCUCUUUCAUUUUUACUUUAGAUUGCAGUAGUAGGCCUGUCUGUGAACCUCAGAGCAGAAGCCAGUGGGGCGUCUGGGCCUGGGACAUUUUGACCAGGGGCAUGGAGUCUCUGUCACGCUGGGGGGUCUCCCUACUGGAGCCAGGAGCCCAAAACAACACUUUGAGACUGGCGCUGUGCCUUUUCCUCCUGGGUUACCCCCAGUGCAUUCUGUCCCAGCCCCUGUGCAGAGAGGAGGAGUAUCCAGUGGGCACUGAGUGUUGCCCCAAAUGCAGCCCAGGUUACCAUGUGAAGCAAGCCUGCAGUGAGGUAACUGGCACAGUGUGUGUACCUUGCCCCUCAGAGUACUACACCGCCCACCCCAAUGGCCUCAGCCAGUGUCUGCCCUGUGGAAAGUGUAAGCCAGCUGCCCUUGCCAGACCUCUCAGCUCCUUGUCUUCGGGCCUAGAGAUGGGCCUGGUGGCCUGGCAGGAAUGCUCCCGCACCCAGAACACAGCCUGCCACUGCAGCCAAGGCCACUUCUGUGUGUCUGAGAAUGAGGACCAAUGUGAAAUGUGCUUGCCUCACACCACCUGUGCCCCGGGCCAGAGGGUGCAGAACAGAGGCAACCACAGUCACGACACAGUGUGUGCUAACUGCCCACCAGGGACCUUCUCACCUAAUGGGACCCUAGAGCAAUGUCUACCAUGGACCAGGUGCCAGAUGUGGCUUCAGAAAGAAUCAGAACCUGGCACCAGCAGCACAGAUGUUACUUGCUCCCUCUCAUGGAGCGUGUGUUUGCUCUUGGCUAUCCUUGUCAUCUGUGUUGUCGUAAUAAUCGUCAUAAUCUUGUGGAAGCAAAGAAACAAGACAACCAGCCGUGGGAUUAUGGCGGUGUUCUCUGACCAGCGGAAAAGACAGAAUGAAGCCAGCAAGUCUGCAGUUACUGAGGACCUGCAAACCAGGGAAGCCAUCACCAUUGUGGCUGUGGAGGAGACAUCUCCCAUGUUCCCCAACCGCUGAUCAACAGAAUGGGCAACUGGAUAGCUCAGACAUCUAGAGUGGCCCCUGAUGGACACUGGUGGUGGUGUGAUCCCCGUCCUGGGCUUGGGCUUGCGGCAGCCUUCAGCAGUGGGAGAGAUGGGCUCGCUGCUCAGGUCCCAGGGGUUGUCACAUGUCUUUCCCUUCCAUCAAAUUGGGUCCAGAGGCCUCCUUCCUGCCUGCUCUGGUGCUGCCUGAGCUCCCUCUGUCAUACCAGCACACUGAAGAUGCAUGACAGCUGCUGCCAGCCCACUGCACUGCUUCCUACACCUCGCAGUUGGCCCAGAAUGGCACUUAUCCAGCCCCAGCUCUCUGCCUGUCCUGGGUCCCGGUGAGCCUCAGCUUGCCCGUCUGAAGAUUGGGCCUGCAGGCACUACCUCAUGGGGGUGGGAACUGCACCUGUGUGAUUGCUCAUCUUGGUUGUCACUUUGGCAGGGUCCUCCUCCUUAAGUUUCUCGUACAGCUGGGAUGACAGGUCUGCACUACCAUACCGAGCCUCCCUCCUUUAUUCUAUUUGUCAUUGAAAAUACAUGUCUUGUUGAAUGUUUUUUAAAUUUUUUAAUAUUUUUAUUUAUUUUUUUGGUGGUACUAGGGUUUGAACUCAGACCCUUGCGCUUGCUAGGCAAGCCCCCAGCCCUGAAAAAAUAUAUUUUGUUUAGAUGCUUUGUCACUGUGCAAAUGUGUUAUGUUUCAUCAAACUUUCGUUGCACCAUGAUUAUGCUGGUGGCUGCGACAUGGUGACAUGUGUCCAUGGCAGGAGGAGCACCCCAUCCCACCAUGUGCCCACUCACUCACACACUGAUGUGAUAAACUCAUGUCUCCUCUUCUCCUCACUGGGUUCAGUUCCAUCACUGACGUCAUUUCCUGGCCCUGGUGUUUUGUGAGUGUCCCAGCUGAGGGACAAGGCUUGUGGGGCCACAGGGCUGGGUUCUUGGCCCAACUUGCUCUUUGCAUCCCAGUGGGUGGAGUAGCUCAGGUGCACUAGCAAGGGACUCUGAGGUAGAGUCUUGGAGAAACCAGAGGGGGAAAAGGGAGAUACUGCACUGCUGUGGCCUCCUGAAAACCUCAGCUCUGAGUCACCACCUGGCAUGGCCACAAGACCGUUCUCUUCCAGUUCCUGGACAGCAGCUGCCCAUGGCAGCUGGAGUGGCUGAGGGAAAGCCCUGGGUGUGUUGGCUGUGGGACUGCAUUACCACCUGUUUCAUGGAAGCUCCCGGGCCACUCUUCGAGGUCAGAUGGCGCCUGUCUGCACAGACCCCUUUGCCAAAGGUAGUCCUACCCACCAUGCUGUGCACCUCACCCUCCUCCCAUCCACACAGGGAGGGCUUAGCCCGAGGGGCCUGAGCCCCGCUGGCCCUCCCUACUGCACCUCCCUACUGCACCCGUGCACUGCCACAGCUGGCCAGGAACUCCGAGGGCUGCCAUGUGGACCACCUGGGUGUCUGCCUAGAGUGAGCUCCUCUCCCUGCCUGCUGCUAUCUUGGCAGGAGCUGGGCAGGACCAGGUGGAAGCUACAGCUUGGGGCUCAUAGGGACACUUAGCUGUGUCCCAUGUGGAAAGUCCUCCUCUCUGGCACUGAAAGUGGAGUUUUGAACCCAAGGCCCCAACUCCUGGGAUUCCACAUGCCAUUCCAGCCACCUGCCCCUGUACACCAAAUAAAGAAGCAUAGUGAAGGACAGAGAAAGGAGGUUUAUUACAGGGCUCAGACAUGAUGUGGGAAGAGCAGAGAAGGCACUCAGCCUGUUUUCAGCCAUCUUUAGGGUACAGACAUGAGCUAUAGGUUUAAGUGGAUGGGGGCAGGGCACAAAUGUAUGCAUAGUUAAGCAGUCCCAGUCACAGGUGUGUUCUGGCUGACCAUUAUCUCAGUCCCAGGGCUCUGAGAAGGGGUCUGGAGAAGUUCUUACCGCUGUCAUCACUUGAGGGGAGCAAUCUGGUUCCCAUGAGAUGAUUACUCCUGCUCCAGGGUGCAGCUCCAUCACUACAGGUAAUUGUCCUCAUUUGGGGGGUGCAGGAAAGAAUGGCUCAAAGGAUAAUAGUUACAAAAUGGAGGCAGAUACCAAGCUUCUCCUGUGUUUAGUUAAUUCAUGGGCCCAAGGAAGGAGUCAGUGCUUUUCAGCAAAAGCAGCUUAAGCACCUCUCAAAACACCAGGACCCCAAACCCUGCCCCCAGAGCUAUAUGUAAUGUUCCUGAGGUAGUGCUCCAGGUGUCACCUUAGUGGGUGGGUCCUUCACCCAGCAGCCACUGUCUCCCUGGAGCUCGUGAUUCCCAGCACUGUGGGCCCCAGCCAUGGUGUCGUGGGCUUCUGAAUAGCCUCCCUGCCAAUGGGCCAGGGUUGAGACACCACCCUACAGCUGUGGGAAGAUGGGGACCUGAGGUCAGGGAGAGUGUGCUCAGCCUAGAGAGGGGUAGGUAGCACAGAAGCAGGGGAGAGAGGAAAGGUGACAAGAUGUAGCCAGAACCUUGGUGAGUGGGUAGUGGCGGGACCACCACAGUGGGGCUGAUAGUGCUGUAUGGCUGGAGCCCAGGUGUCAGCUCCACAGGCUGGGCCCAUAUAAGCAGACAGCCCCAGCCUGCUGGUGCGGGUCUGGCCUCUGUAUCCCAGCUACCCAGCUGCUCAGUCAGGACCCACUGGGCCAGCAGUGCCUGUAAGUACCCUUGGCCAAGGGAGGGAAGUAGCUGGGGUUUGGCUGGCCUGAGCAGCCUGCAGCAUGCCCACAAGGACACUGGGCAGGGAGGAAACAUGGUGACCAGUUGAGAACCCGGGGUGAGAUGAGAGGGGCAGUAGGCAGCCCAGGAGGGCAACCUUGGUGGGCAGCCCAGGGACUCAGGGCCAGCUCUGAGGGCCAGGUAUCCAUCAGACAAAGUAGAUGGGGAUGGUAGUGUUGCAGGAAGUUGCUAGUUGAGAUACGGGACACUGAGGCAAUUUAGCAGGAAGCAAUGUUUUAUUGUGUCAGCACAGACCCAGUGGACUCGUGUCCAAAGGCUGGGC
Castor canadensis (American beaver) is the source of this 5142-nucleotide messenger RNA. It is a transcript of the gene Tnfrsf14, whose product is annotated as TNF receptor superfamily member 14. Gene Ontology annotation, cellular component: external side of plasma membrane. Gene Ontology annotation, molecular function: protein binding. The record is from RefSeq and is a predicted model, not a curated record. Gene Ontology annotation, biological process: positive regulation of T cell migration; defense response to Gram-negative bacterium; positive regulation of peptidyl-tyrosine phosphorylation. Lineage: Eukaryota; Metazoa; Chordata; Mammalia; Rodentia; Castoridae.